AAUAUCGUUCUCUACAUGGUGCCUAAAUCCUCGUAAUCCCAAAAAGGCUUUAUCUGGAUUUAGGCUCAUGAGAGAAAGCCUUGCUCAUUACCUUCUUGUGUUUGGUCGUGUAGGACAAAAGGGAAGGUCUGACGCCUUCAGUUCCUAGACCUUCGAAUUUUUCCACCAUGGGUAACACCAAAAGUAGUGCCCUUUCUAAAGAGAUUUUGGAGGAGUUGCAGCUGAACACCAAAUUUACCCAGGAGGAACUGUGCACCUGGUACCAGUCUUUCCUAAAGGAGUGUCCCAGUGGCAGGAUUAGCAAGAAGCAGUUCGAAAGCAUUUACUCCAAGUUCUUUCCAGACGCCGACCCAAAAGCCUAUGCCCAGCACGUCUUCAGAAGCUUUGACGCCAACAACGAUGGCACGUUGGACUUUAAGGAAUACAUGAUAGCGCUACAUAUGACCUCAUCUACCAAAGCCAACCAGAAACUAGAGUGGGCAUUCUGUUUAUACGACGUGGAUGGUAAUGGGACCAUCAACAAAAAAGAAGUGCUUGAAAUCAUUACGGCAAUAUUCAGGAUGAUUAAUAACGAAGACCACAAGCAUCUUCCAGAGGAUGAGAAUACAGCAGAGAAGAGAACAAAUAAAAUAUGGGACUACUUUGGAAAGAAAGACGAUGAUAAACUGACUGAAGGGGAAUUCAUACAAGGGAUCGUCCAGAACAAAGAAAUUUUGCGUUUAAUCCAGUACGAACCUCAAAAAGUCAAGGAAAAGCUAAAAGAGAAAAAACACUAGCUCGGAACACGCAGAAUUUUUUUUUCUGAAAGACUUGUACACCUUCACCGACGAGAGAAUCGCUGAGUCAGCCGAAAAACGGAAACUCUUCUUGUCCUUAAACUGUCUCUCCAGCGCUCGUGUCAUGUAGGAUUGCGUUGUCUGCGCUCUAAUUAGUUUAACGAAUAAUCUGCAGAUUACAUCUGCAGCCUUCUUUAUACUCUGAAGGUCACUUACAGUAAUCUUGUUGCAUUUUAAACUGAUAUCACUCUUUGUAAGGCUACUUUAAGCUAAUAAAGGUCGCUGAAGCCGCAGGAGGAAAACAAACAAAAAUGAACGCCGCAGGAGACAAAAAUAUUCAAAAAGUUUUCAUCAAGAGAAAAAAAAACAAAUGACCCCCUGAAAUUAUGUUAUUUAUUAUUAUCUGCAGGUUGGUAGGGAUGUAGUUUGUGCUGUAGGUGUUUUUGUUUUGUAAAAAUGUUAAUUGUGG
Rana temporaria (common frog) is the source of this 1245-nucleotide messenger RNA. RefSeq names its product recoverin (gene RCVRN). The transcript has 3 exons. The record is from RefSeq and is a predicted model, not a curated record. Gene Ontology annotation, molecular function: calcium ion binding. The coding region runs from base 168 to 776 and encodes 202 amino acids. NCBI's taxonomy places the organism in Eukaryota, Metazoa, Chordata, Amphibia, Anura, Ranidae.